Molecule: messenger RNA, 3486 nt
Organism: Ictalurus furcatus (blue catfish)
Lineage: Eukaryota; Metazoa; Chordata; Actinopteri; Siluriformes; Ictaluridae
Product: probable global transcription activator SNF2L2
Exons: 6
Coding region: 185-991 (268 amino acids)
Biological process (GO): chromatin remodeling
Cellular component (GO): RSC-type complex
Molecular function (GO): protein binding
Source: RefSeq, a predicted model, not a curated record
CCUUUCCACUGGGACAACCAGAAAGAAAAAGACACUUCACGGCAGUUAUCUUUCUCUCCCUCCUUCUCUCUCCCUCUCUCUCUCUCUCUCUCUCGCUCAUCAGUCCCACGUCAAUUGAUUUGUGUAUGAACAGCUGGGCGCUUUUUCGCCCCCUCUCUGCCUGUGUGUUCUGAAUGAUCAGCUGAUGAAGAGACUGAGUGCACGCUGCAAUGCUGGGUUGCUAAUUCUCUCGCCUGCAGACAAGCGGCAGCCUGGAGACCACAGCCAGUCUCAGGCUGUUCUAAAAGGAGCGUCUGAGGAUAUGGAGGAAGACAGCAGUUUGAAGAAACGAAAAAGUGACCACCAGGGCAACCAGGCCUCUGAAACGGGGCAGGAGAUUGUCGAGAAAGUAAAAAAACGGCGCGGUCGACCCCCAGCUGAGAAACUUCCACCAAAUCCCCCAAAACUUACCAAGCAAAUGAACACUCUUGUUGACAUGGUCAUUAACUACAAAGACACGUUGGGCCGCCAGAUCAGUAAAGGUUUUGUUCAGCUGCCAUCUAGGAAAGAGGUACCAGAAUACUACGAGCUUAUUCGCAAGCCUGUGGACUUUCGGAGGAUCAGGGAACGAGUACGUAACCACAAAUACAGGUGCAUUGCAGACUUGGAGAAAGAUAUAUUACAGAUGUGCCACAAUGCUCAGACUUACAACCUGGAGGGAUCUCAGAUCUUUGAGGAUUCCAUUGUGCUAAAGUCGGUCUUUGAGAGCGCAAGACAACGGAUAGUAGAAAUCAAUCAAGAGGACACUGAUGCUGUUGGAGGCAGCGAGGCAGUGUGUGGCAAGCAUUUAAACCUAGAAAUAAAAUCAGAAGCAACAAAAACAAAAUUUGACAAGAGUAGGGAGAGAAGCACCACUGUUCCUGCUAAUUCCAGUGCUAAAGUAAAGGGGAUUUACAGUGAUGAGGACAGCGCUGAAGACCAGGAGGACAACACAGGCUUGGAGGAUGGCUGAACUACAUCUUCUGGAUAUGAGCUUCAUGGCUGUCUGUCAUCUUGCUAACAUUGGAAAUUGAUAAGCUCAUCAAAUCACUUGCAUUUAUGUGAGUUGAUUCAGUGUCCUCAUUGUUCCCAAAUUUGUUCCAGACUUGAUCACAUGCACAUUAAUAUUUUGAGAUACAGCUAAUGAUAUUAUGUUGUAAUUAAGCAUAUACAGCAUCCUACUGCAUUGAAGUCAUAGACUAAAUAUAAAGUCAUAUCUAGAUGCAUACCUAUAUUCCAGGAUGAUAAGAAAGUAAGCAAACAAGUAAACACUAUUUAUUUUCAUUUUGCACUUUUGGCAGCAUGGUAACUCCACUAAAGGUCAGUCUAGGGCAAAUAUAUAACUCAGAUAAUUGCUUCUUAUUUCUGUUUCAUAUGUUUCAUGUAAACCUAUGACUUCUUAUUGUGUCACAUCACCAUUAUAUGAUUCUGACACAACAAAUGUAACACUGAGUUACAAAUUCAGUUGUUAAUAGAAUUUGACUUGGCAUCAAAAUAGACAAAAAGCAAUCUUUAUAACAACUAUCAACUAUUGUACUUUGUAAAGCCUUUAUAAAUAUUUAAAGUGGUGCUUGAAAAUUUGUGAACCCUUUAGAAUUUUCUAUAUAUCUGCAUAAAUAUGACCUAAAACGUCACCAGAUUUUCACACAAUAUACAAAGUAGAUAAAGAGUGAGAGGCAAAAUGUGAACCUUUGCUUUCAGUAUAUGGUGUAACCCCCUUGUGCAGCAACAACUGCAACUAAACAUUUCUGGUAACUAUUGAUCAGUCCUGCACAUCGGCUUGGAGGAAGUUUAGCCCAUUACAGUACAGAACAGCUUCAACUCUGGGAUGUUGGUGGGUUUCCUCAAAUGAACUGAUCACUUCAGGUCCUUCCACAACAUUUCUAUUGGAUUACAAGGAGGACAUUGCCUUGGCCAUUCUAAAACAUUCUUUAUUCUUCUUUAACCAUUAUUUGUAGAAUGAAGUGUGUGCUUGUGGUUGUUGUCUUGCUGCUUGACCCACUUUCUCUUGAGAGUCAAAACAAGCCCAAACCAUGAUACUACCACCACUAUGUUUUACAGGUGGGAGAAGGUUCUUAUGCUGGAAUGCAGUGUUUUCCUUUCUCCAAACAUAACACUUCUCAGUUAAACCAAAAAGUUAUAUUUUGGUAUCAUCUAUCCAUAGCCAUCUGGCUUGUCCACAUGAUCUUUGAACUGCAGACAGGCAGCAAUGUUCUUUUUGGAGAGUAGUGGCUUUCUCCUUGCAACCCUGCCAUGCACACCAUUGUUGUUUAAUGUUCUCCUGAUGGUGGACUCAUGAACAGUAACAUCAGUCAAUGUGAGAGAGGCCUUUUGUUGCUUAGAAGUUACCUUUGUGACCUCGUUGACUAUUACACGUAUUGCUCUUGGAGAGAUCUUGGUUGGUCGACCACUCAUGGUGAAGGUAACAAUGGUCUUGAAUUUCCUUCAUUUGUACACAAUCUGUCUGACUGUGGAUUGGUGGAGUCCAAAGUCUUAGAGAUUUUUUAAUUUAUUUAUUUAUAUAUAUUUUUUAUAACCUUCUAGAACUCAUUUUCUGAGGUCUUCAGAAAUCUCCUUUGUUCUGGCCAUGAUACAUUUCCACAAACAUGUGUUGUGAAAAUCAGUCUUUGAUAGAUCCCUUUUCUUUAAAUAAAACAGGACGCUCACUCACACCUGACUGUCAUCCUAUUGAUUGAAAACACGUGACUUUAAUUUCACCUUCAAAUGUACUGCCAAUCCUAGAGGUUCACAUACUUUUGCCACAAUUUCCUCAGUAAAAUAAAUGACCAAGUAUAAUUUUUUUUGUCUUAUUUGUUUAAUUUGGUACUCUUUGUUUACGUUUAGUACUUUUGUGAAAAUCUGAUGAUUUUUAGGUCAUAUGUAUGCAGAUAUACAUGUGAUACAUAAGAUAUACAUAGAUAUAGAAAAUUCUGAAGGGUUUCGCAAACUUUCAAGCACCACUGUAUGUAGCUCUAUUCCAGUUGUCAUGAAGGGAUUAUUCAUGUGUCAUGUAACCCUGUAAAAUCUGCAAUUGGUAUGAAAUGUUUUAACAGUCAGGGAAGUUUUUCCACUGCCCAUUUUUCAUAUAUAUUUUUGGUAACAAUUUAAUUAAAUGGAAAAUUGGAAAUUUGGAUGAAACAUUGUCACUUCUACUUUAGUUUGUGAACAUCUUUGGGAACAACAUUGAAAACUGAACUGUAUUUAAUCAAUCAAUGUCUUAACUAUAUGAUUAAUGAGCCCUGUGGUGUUUAUGGAGCAUGAUGCAUUUUGCUGAAAGGACAUUGCCCUCAAUAAGAGGAUUCUAAUGAUAACACUGUCAAGAUGUGUGUGUACUUUUGAGGGUUGGGAGAGAAAAUGUCUUUAUAGGUAGAUUUUGAAAUAAAGUUUUUAAGGUUUUUAUGAUAUGAAAGUGCAAAGAGGUUUGAUUUGAAUCAUCAUAAUUGAUAAUAAACAUUUUUAUAAAUAGUC